Messenger RNA from Thermochaetoides thermophila DSM 1495, 978 nucleotides. RefSeq names its product putative 3-ketodihydrosphingosine protein. Gene Ontology annotation, biological process: sphingolipid biosynthetic process. The coding region runs from base 1 to 978 and encodes 325 amino acids. The record is from RefSeq and is a predicted model, not a curated record. Gene Ontology annotation, cellular component: endoplasmic reticulum membrane. NCBI's taxonomy places the organism in Eukaryota, Fungi, Ascomycota, Sordariomycetes, Sordariales, Chaetomiaceae. Gene Ontology annotation, molecular function: 3-dehydrosphinganine reductase activity. The transcript is spliced from 3 exons.
AUGGGCUUGUUUGGGCGCAAGAAUCACAUGCCCGUCGAGGGCCGGACCAUCCUGCUUACCGGCGCCUCGGAGGGCAUGGGACGGGCCGCUGCCAUCCAGCUGGCCGCCAAGGGCGCGAACCUCAUCCUUGUGGCACGUAAUGUCGGUCGCCUGGAGGAGGCUCUGGCCGAAGUGAAGGCCGCCGCCAAAUCCCCCUCUCAACGCUUCACCUAUAUCUCAGCCGACGUUUCGGAGCACGGCUACGCGGAGCAGGUCGUGGCGCAAGCUAUCGCUUGGAACGACGGCAAGGCUCCCGACAUAGUGUGGUGCGUGGCCGGCAUGUCGACUCCCAUGCUCUGGUGCGAGGACGACUCGAUGGCAGCCGCCCGGCGCAACAUGGACGUAAACUACUUCGGCACGGCCGAGAUGUCGCGGGCCAUCCUGCGCGAGUGGCUCGCCCCCGAGAACGCGACGGGCCCCAACUCGGAGCCCAAGCAUCUUAUCUUCACCGCGUCGGUGCUGGCUUUCUUUGCUCUUGUCGGGUACGCGCCCUACACCCCGUCUAAGUGGGCGCUGCGCGGCCUGGCCGACACGCUGGCGCAGGAACUGCUGCUGUAUCCGGAUAACCCGGUUAAAGUGCAUGUCGUGUUCCCUGCUACCAUCACAAGCCCUGGGCUGGAGCGCGAGAACAAGACGAAGCCGGCUAUAACGCUCGAGUUGGAGAAGGAGGAGCCGCCGGAGACACCCGAGACUGUGGCGCAGAGGUCGAUUGCCGGCCUCGAGCGCGGCGAGUACUUCGUUGCUGUCUCUUUCCUGGGCAAUCUGAUGAGGUGUGGUGUCAUGGGUGGGUCGGCGCGCAACAGCUGGAUUCUUGACACACUGUUGGGCUGGCUGGUGCCGGUGAUCUACUUCUUCGUGCUGAGGAUCAUGAACGGACAGGUGAAGAAUUGGGCGAAGGUGCACGGGCAUCCGGCGAAGAAGAAUACUGCUGCUGCGUGA